Rotaria socialis is the source of this 1226-nucleotide messenger RNA. The record is from the annotation of a GenBank genome assembly. NCBI's taxonomy places the organism in Eukaryota, Metazoa, Rotifera, Eurotatoria, Philodinida, Philodinidae.
UAUCGAUGUAUGCUUGGUUGUAAAUUAACAACAACAAAAAAAACUAUUCUUUUGAUUUGCAUAUUGUGUGAACAGAAAGAAGAAAAUGCUAAAGAAGAUAUUCACUACUACUUGCUACUGCUUUCCAAUACUAACGCUAACUAGAGCACCAGCCAAAUACAAUCGCUAUGCACAUUAUAAAAAGAAAACAUCAUUUAUUAUAUCUUAUCGUAAGUUUAGAAUUACCAACCAAAAAAUAAAACAAUACAAAAUAACGACAAGAACUAAAUAACAAUUAAAAUGAUCAUGAUAAUGGCUGCACCCAUGAAACGAAAAAAAGUAGCUAUUUAACGACUGCUAAAUGCGCGUGGGAUUGUUUACUAUUCUUAGUUCUUCUUUUUUGUCCUGUCAAAAAUCUGACAAAAUUUUAGUGGAUGUUGAUAAGCAUGGCUAAUCAUUUUCUUACAAAUGGCGUCUCUCUCCCUUCUCUUACUCAACAAAGAGAGAAAAAAGAACAAGAUUUUAAUAUUUAAUAAUUUUUUUCAGCUUCAUUUACACAAGCUCACCUUCUUCCAUCUUUACCUACUGCAGCUAAUUCACCGCAACAUCUAGUUAUGAAUGAUUCAACGACAAAAACAAUAUCAAAUGAUAGUGAUUCAUCAUCACAAAAUUCACCAAAAAAAGAAGCUCGUUGCCUUAUUUAUUCAUAUCCAUAUAAACUAAAUCAUUACAAUGGUGUAACAAAUAAUUUUCCAGGUGGAAUAUUUCAAUGUGUUCGUAAAGUGUCAUUAUUUGAUGAACGUCAUUUUGAACAUGAAUUUUUUCUUCAAAUUCAAAAAUCAAUUCCUUUGAUGCAACAAUUCAUUGUAGUUAAUCAACAACGACAAACUAAUAAAAAAUUUGGAAAAGCAAACAAUGAAAACGGAGAUUUAGCGACCAUUCAUUACCCGGAUCUUGAACAUCUUGAUCAUCUUGAUACUUGCAUACAUUAUCAUCGACAAUUCUUAUUGGAUGCCAAAAUGUGUUUAACAUAUCAUGUGCGUGUUUAUAUGAAUUAUGAAAUAGUUGAUAUAAAAGUGACACGCAACUUUCGAAGAAACUCAACACGAAGUAAUUGUGCGAAAAUGAAUCACGUAUAUUUAUUUAGAAAACUAGAAUAUCAUGGACCUUUUUACGAAUUUUUUCGUCCAAAAAUACAAUUUCCUGAAGAUAUAAAAGACUAUUUUCCUUAUGCAGAAAUAAAGUGA